CCCCGCCGCCGCGCCGCGGCCCGGCCCGAGCAUGGAGACGGCGGAGAAGGAGUGCGGCGCCCUGGGCGGGCUCUUCCAGGCCAUCGUCAACGACAUGAAGAGCUCCUACCCCAUCUGGGAGGACUUCAACUCCAAGGCCACAAAGCUGCACUCCCAGCUGAGGACCACCGUGCUGGCGGCCGUGGCCUUCUUGGAUGCCUUCCAGAAAGUGGCUGACAUGGCCACCAACACCCGAGGGGCCACGCGGGACAUCGGCUCGGCGCUCACACGCAUGUGCAUGCGCCACCGCAGCAUCGAGACCAAGCUGCGGCAGUUCACCAACGCGCUGCUCGAGAGCCUCAUCAACCCGCUGCAGGAGCGCAUUGAGGACUGGAAGAAGUCGGCCAACCAGCUGGACAAGGACCACGCAAAAGAGUACAAGCGAGCCCGGCACGAGAUCAAGAAGAAGUCCUCGGACACGCUGAAGCUGCAGAAGAAGGCGCGCAAAGGGAAAGGAGACUUGCAGCCCCAGCUGGACAGCGCCCUGCAGGACGUCAACGACAUGUACUUGCUGCUGGAGGAGACGGAGAAGCAGGCCGUGCGCCGCGCCCUGAUUGAGGAGCGAGGCCGCUUCUGCACGUUCAUCACCUUCCUGCAGCCUGUCGUGAACGGCGAGCUGACCAUGCUGGGAGAGAUCACCCACCUGCAGGGCAUCAUCGACGACCUGGUGGUGCUGACCGCAGAGCCCCACAAGCUGCCUCCCGCCAGCGAGCAGGUGAUCAAGGACCUGAAGGGCUCAGACUACAGCUGGUCCUACCAGACCCCGCCCUCGUCACCCAGCAGCUCCAGCUCCCGGAAGUCCAGCAUGUGCAGUGCCCCCAGCAGCGGUAGCAGUGCCAAGGGUGGCGGAGCCCCGUGGCCUGGGGGUGCCCAAACAUACUCACCCAGUUCCACCUGUCGCUACCGCAGCCUGGCCCAGCCAGCCACCGCCACCGCCACCGCCCGCCUUUCCAGCGUCUCUUCCCACGACUCUGGCUUCGUCUCCCAGGAUGCCACCUACUCCAAGCCCCCCUCACCCAUGCCUUCAGACAUCACCAGCCAGAAGUCCUCCAGCUCUGCGUCCUCUGAGGCCUCGGAAACCUGCCAGUCCGUCAGCGAGUGCAGCUCUCCCACCUCGGACUGGACCAAGGCUGGCCCCCACGAGCCACCCUCAGGCACCACACUGCAGCGCAGGAAAGACAGGGUGGAGCUCCUCCGAGACACAGAGCCAAGCCCAGCCAGCGGAGGCACCCCAGGCCCCCGGAUGUCCCCUGCCACCAUUGCAGCCAAGCAUGGUGAGGAGGUGUCCCCUGCGGCCAGUGACCUGGCCAUGGUGCUGACCCGCGGCCUGAGCCUGGAGCACCAGAAGAGCAGCCGGGACUCGCUGCAGUACUCGAGCGGCUACAGCACACAGACCACCACGCCCUCGUGCUCCGAGGACACCAUCCCCUCCCAAGGCUCUGAUUACGACUGCUACUCUGUGAACGGGGACGCCGAGAGCGAAGGCCCGCCCGAGUUCGACAAGUCAUCCACUAUCCCGCGCAACAGCAACAUCGCCCAGAACUACCGCCGCCUGAUCCAGACCAAGCGCCCAGCCUCCACGGCCGGGCUGCCCACCACGGGGCUGCCCUCGGGCGCACCCCCCGGCGUGGCCACCAUCCGCCGCACGCCCUCCACCAAGCCCACUGUGCGCCGCGCCCUGUCCAGCGCUGGCCCCAUCCCCAUCCGGCCGCCCAUCGUCCCUGUGAAGACACCCACGGUGCCCGACUCCCCCAGCUACGUGGGACCCACGCGGGCGGGCAGUGAGGAGUGCGUGUUCUACACCGAUGAGGCCGCCUCACCCCUGGCACCAGACCUCGCCAAGGCCUCCCCGAAGAGGCUCAGCCUGCCCAACACAGCCUGGGGCAGCCCAUCCCCCGAGGCAGCCGGCUACUCAGGGCCAGGAGCCGGGCUGGCGGCCGAGGACGACGAGCAGCGGCUGGCCGCCAACCGGCACAGCCUGGUGGAGAAGCUUGGGGAGCUGGUGGCAGGUGCCCAUGCCCUGGGGGAGGGCCAGUUCCCCUUCCCCACAGCCCUGUCGGCCACACCUGCAGAGGAGACACCCACCCCGCCUCCAGCGGCCACCAGUGACCCCCCAGCUGAAGACAUGCUGGUGGCCAUUCGGCGCGGGGUCCGGCUCCGCAGGACCGUCACCAACGACAGAUCGGCUCCCCGCAUCUUAUGAUGGCACCACCUCCCCACCCUCUCUGGCCCCGGUGCGAGCAGGCGGCCUGGUCUGUGAGCAGCGGCCGCCCAGAGCGGAGACCCAGCCAGGGGCGAGGACAGAGCCAGGGAAGAGGCAAGGCCACUUUGUGGAACAAGACACCCGGCUUGGAUUUCCGUGUUUCAGCAGGAAGCAACUUCAACAAACCUUGCCUGGUCCGAGCCUGCAGGCCGUGAACUGGUUUUGGAGCCUGUUCUAUAGCCCCUUGCCUUGCCUGCCCCUCCACAUCCUCCCUGCAGGCCCUGCCUCUCCCCAGCAAGUGCACAGUAGAGGGGCCCAGCCAGCCUUCCUUACCAUCCCAGCCCUACCCUGGCCUGGGGUCCGCACCGGAGCCAGCUGCUCCCAGAGUCUUCCCUGAAUGCUGGCUCCCUCCCCGCCCCUGCUAACACCUCACUCACCUCCCUUCUUGCCACUCUGCCUGUCCCAGGCCCCUUCCAGCUGGAGACAGGAGGCUGUAGAGGGGUCAGGUUCCCAGUCAGUUGGGGUUAGGAGAGUGGGUUGGAAGUUGGAGGCCGGGGCCACCCAUGAAGGGGAAGUGUUGAGGCCCUCAACAGGGCCUUCCAGGGGGCUUAGGGGACCCUAAGGGAGCUCCCUUCUCCCCACGAGGUGGGACAGGCUGGGUUGAGGGCCAGGUGGGGCAGCAGGGACAGGAGUCCCGAGGCCCUGGGGUCACCUGGCCAGCGGCACCACUGUUUGCAGGUAUCCAGUUUUCAGCUGGGUCUAUAAGGCAUUAACUCGUGGCACUUUGGAGUCACAGUUUCAGCCACCUCUGGAGGUGGAGCCUGGAGUGGGGGGGGGGGGGGGUAUUUUAUGAAUAUAAUAAAAUGGAACGGACUCCGGAUGAGGACUACAUGGGGACGAGGUGAUGGAACAGGGUAUAUGUCUGCCAGUGCCUGAAGGGCAAGGCCCACGGUGGCCUGCUGGGCCCACAGCAGGAGAAGGGUGGGACAGGCUCCCCAGAAGCCAGAGGAGCUGUCGCUCUCUCCAGUGUCCUGAGCAUAGCCAAAAUAAGCGUGGGGAGCGGAAGGCCCCCAGGGCCUGCCUGCCGUGGUCUGAGUGGACUGCAGGCUCAGGGUCAAGCAGUGAGUCCGGGAAGAUUGGCUUUGACUCUCUGUUGCCAGAGGAGAUGCCAUCCCGGGAUGCGGGGCUGGGGAGGAGCAGGGCUCUUGCCCAAGCCACCGGUGUGAGCAGGAGAAAGCAUGUGAGCCUAGGGCGAGUGGAGGGAUUCCAGGUGGACCCACAGGUUGGUAGAGCAGCAGGGAUCUGAGGAUGACAGGGGUCGCAAGAGUAGGCUGUCCUUGGUCUGGGUGGCGUAGUUGGAGCUGACCCCCUGCCCCAGGCUCAAAGUCCUAGGAAUUCCAGCAGGCGAGCCAGGAAUGCCCCUGCGUGGACAGAACUCCUACAGGGCUCCCCAAGGCUCAGGGUGGGAGUGGGGCUUGGAAGUCACUGGGGCCAAGAACUGCUCCUAGCGCUUGGGCUUGCAAGCACAGGCUGACGCCAGGGCUCAGAGGGCAAGGUUUCUGGUGCACCUUCCCCCUACAGGGUUGCCUCAGGGACCGCCAGGUGGGCUGCCCAAGGGGGAUGCAGGAUGUGAGGGGCAGUGGUGGGCAGGCCUGGCCUCUGCUUCCAGGGGUGUGGCCAGGCCUAGACAACCCUGUGAGAAAGAGCUCAUGGGAGAUCGGGGGGGGGGGGGGGUUUCCACAGGGUGGAGGCCUGACUGAUGGGAAGGAAAGCCGUGGCUUCCCAGAGAAGCGGUGGGUGGCACAGUUCUCCCCUGCCCCAUCCACCUCCCUGCUCCCCUCCGGGUCCUCCCAGGCUGUAUAUACUCCACCCUCCCCCACCCCGCCCUCCCUGUGACUGCCCCACGCUGCCCUGCUGUCCACUUAGUGACCACCUUGUAGGCCCACCCCCCGGGAUCCGAGCCAACCAUCCCACUUCACAGACUUUGGUUGGGGGAAUUCUUCACUUUCAUUUUCUUUCUCAUUUUGUACAGAGAAAUAUUCUUUUCAAAAGCGUCUUUGGACUGAAGUAACUUUUCUGGUGCUGUUAACUUGUUCCUUUUUUUUUUUUAAUUUAUUUUUCCACCCCAGGCCACAACUCCUGGUUCCUACUCACCCUUUCUCAUCUCCGCCCCUCCAUCCACCUGCACCAUUUUGUUUCUUUUCUGUCAGUUUUUUGGAAAAAUUCUCUCCUGCCAGCCCCCUUCACUCUGUCCUCCCCUUGAUUUCAAUAGUCACUGCUACAAGUAACAAAUGCACUGUGAAGAUCCCAGUAUUAAUAAAGUUGUACUGUAAUUAACA
Messenger RNA from Lepus europaeus (European hare), 4581 nucleotides. RefSeq names its product MTSS I-BAR domain containing 2 (gene MTSS2). NCBI's taxonomy places the organism in Eukaryota, Metazoa, Chordata, Mammalia, Lagomorpha, Leporidae. Gene Ontology annotation, biological process: plasma membrane organization; cell projection assembly. Gene Ontology annotation, cellular component: actin cytoskeleton; cytoplasmic side of plasma membrane. The coding region runs from base 32 to 2242 and encodes 736 amino acids. The record is from RefSeq and is a predicted model, not a curated record. The transcript is spliced from 14 exons. Gene Ontology annotation, molecular function: actin binding; phospholipid binding.